AUGGUUCAUGCCACCUUGAGUAUGGCGCUAUUUGUGUCAAAUGUUGAUGUUGGAACUUCUCUUGUAGAUAUAUGUAUUCCUAAUGCAGCUUUUCUCAAUGCUUGUUGGUUAUGGAAAGAAAUGGAAGUGGCUGAAAUGGUGAUCGAGCUUUCGUUCAUUUUGGAUACCAAGCCAACCUCAGCUUAUGUCGUUUUUCCUCACAUAUAUGUAGCAUUGGGAUAUUCGGGGGAGAAGCUGAAUAUGAGAAAUGGAUUGAGAGAAUUGAAGAAUGUGAAAAUGGAUGCUAGGUUAUUGGACAAUGACAGCUGGCUGGCAUUUGCAAGGCUGCGGGUUCUCAGAAUAUAUCCUGUGUCGGAGUUACGCUUCAUGCACAUAAAAAAAUUGAUUGUUGAACUAUAUAAAGAGGCAAGACUUAAGAGCAGCUCUCUCUUUUUGUGA
Molecule: messenger RNA, 438 nt
Organism: Dovyalis caffra
Lineage: Eukaryota; Viridiplantae; Streptophyta; Magnoliopsida; Malpighiales; Salicaceae
Source: the annotation of a GenBank genome assembly